AUGCAGUCCAAAUUCGGCAGCUUUGUCAACAAGGCCCAGAACGCUCUCAGGGAAGGACAGACACUGGCGACAGAGGGAAGCUCGCAGUUUGUCCAGUCGUUCACUCUUCCCGGAGAGUCUGAAAAGGCUGCCAAGAUCCUGCGAGGAUUCCUGGGCAGAGAUUUAGCCGACCCCUCACACCCCGCCACCGCCCUCAACUCUAUCCCCAAAGCAGUCCUCCAAAGAGCCAAAGGCCUCGCCGUCUUUACAAUCAUCAAGGCCGGUUUCGUCUUUUCCGGCAAGGCUGGCUCGGGUAUCGUAGUCGCCAAGCUUCCAGAUGGAAGCUGGAGUGCGCCUAGCUGUAUCGCUACGGCGGGUGUUGGAUGGGGCUUGCAGAUUGGCGCUGAUAUGACGGAAGUGGUCAUGGUGCUCAACUCGGACGAGGCGGUCAAGGCGUUUGCUCGUGGGGGCAAUGUGACUGUUGGAGGUGGUAUCUCGGCGGCUGCUGGACCGUUGGGUACUGGUGGCCAAGUUGCCUCUUCACUGGCCAACCCCGCCCCCGUCUUUAGCUACAGCCGAUCCAAGGGGCUUUUCGCUGGUCUGACCCUUGACGGUACCAUCCUUGUGGAGAGAAAAGAUGCCAACAAGAAAUUCUACGGAAGUAGCAUCUCUGCUACAGACAUCCUCGCUGGCCGAGUGCCAGCUCCAGAGAUCGCCUCUACCAUGUACGACAUCAUCGAGGCCGCCGAGGGCAUCGACGAAACUGGUCUCCCAGAGGGCGGCUACGUGCCCACUGCUACAGGUGAACACGCCCCCGUCCCGAGCCCUACCACGGGGUACACCACGGGUCCCGGCACUGCGGCGGAUGCUGCUUCCACGACGUCUUCGGCCACCGGCAACAAGACGGUGUUUGAUGCGUCUUCCACUCAUCAGUAG
This is a messenger RNA of Cryptococcus wingfieldii CBS 7118, 915 nucleotides long. RefSeq names its product SH3 domain-containing protein. Gene Ontology annotation, cellular component: actin cortical patch. Gene Ontology annotation, molecular function: actin filament binding; phosphatidylinositol binding. The transcript is spliced from 9 exons. Lineage: Eukaryota; Fungi; Basidiomycota; Tremellomycetes; Tremellales; Cryptococcaceae. Gene Ontology annotation, biological process: actin cortical patch localization; actin filament bundle assembly. The coding region runs from base 1 to 915 and encodes 304 amino acids. The record is from RefSeq and is a predicted model, not a curated record.